Messenger RNA from Colletotrichum scovillei, 2516 nucleotides. RefSeq names its product alpha amylase. Bases 582 to 2336 code for a protein of 584 amino acids. Gene Ontology annotation, biological process: oligosaccharide catabolic process. The record is from RefSeq and is a predicted model, not a curated record. NCBI's taxonomy places the organism in Eukaryota, Fungi, Ascomycota, Sordariomycetes, Glomerellales, Glomerellaceae. Gene Ontology annotation, molecular function: alpha-amylase activity. The transcript has a single exon.
AGCAAACGCAGUUAAUUAGCACGAUUAGGUGGCCGCCCACCCCGCGCGGGCAGCAAGUAAACUCGGGACUGACUCCAAGGAGGAUCAAGGGCCACCACCCGCAUGCGGCGCUUGCAUGCACCGGCCUGUCAUCGAGAGGGACGAUCUUCCGCACCGUGGCCCACACACGCACGACGUUUCGUGUCCCGCCUCGGUUAUUGCCAGUGUCUUUCGACCACCUUUUUUUUCUGACUUGGAUCCAACUUGAGAGACAGAGCGAGACCAAAGAGAGAGCGAGAGAGGGGGCGGGGAAAGACAGUUGCGCCCCCGGGCUUAGGUCGACUGUGGCCCGGUUUGUGAGGAUGUAGGUAUGUAUAUAAGUCAGAGCGAGGAGCUUCCAGGUGCGCAACCCUUUUUCGAGCUCGCAAGCUAGUUCUGGUGUGUUGCUCUGUCUGCCCUGCGCUCCUCUACUUUGUACUGAGCAUAUCUACUGUCCCACUUCCUUCUCCCUUCUUUUCCCCCCUCCUCUCCUUCUUUUACACCCAAUUGCGAUCUCUCCAGGUAGGCUGACUUUCAACAGCUCUGUCAGACUGGUCUUCAGUAUGGGUUCGAUCACUCUGAACAACGCCAGCAGAGCCUGGUGGAAGGAUGCCGUCAUCUACCAGAUCUACCCCGCCAGCUUCAAGGACGGUAACGGAGAUGGCCUCGGUGACGUCCAGGGCAUGAUCGACAAGGUCGAUUACCUCAAGGACCUGGGCACCGACAUCGUCUGGGUCUCGCCCAUGUACGCCAGCCCUCAGGUCGAUAUGGGCUACGAUAUUUCCGAUUACCAGGACGUCCACCGCCCCUACGGCACCGUCCGCGACAUGGAAGUACUCAUUGAGGAAUGCCACAAGCGCGGUAUGAAGCUCAUCCUUGACCUCGUCGUCAACCACACCUCGGACCAGCACAAGUGGUUUCAGGAGUCGAGAUCCUCAAAAACGAACCCUAAGCGGAACUGGUACAUCUGGAAACCUCCUCGUUACGCCGAGGACGGCACUCGCCUGCCUCCCACCAACUGGCGAAGUCACUUCAGCGGUAGCACAUGGGAGUGGGACGAGCCCACGGGCGAGUAUUACCUCCAUCUCUUCGCCAAGGAGCAGCCCGACCUCAACUGGGAGAACGAGGAGACGCGUGAGGCCAUCUACGAGAACGCCAUGCGCUUCUGGCUCGACAAGGGCGUCGACGGCUUCCGCAUCGACACGGUCAACAUGUACAGCAAGGGUGUCGACUUCCGCGACGCCCCGAUCAUGAACAAGAACGCCUACGAGCAGCCCGCCUACAUGAUUUACUGCAACGGCCCGCGGAUACACGAGUUCCUGCGCGAGAUGAACGCAAAAGUCCUCAACCACUACGACACCGUCACCGUCGGCGAGCUCCCCCACACCCCGGACCCGAAACACGUCCUCAAGUUCAUCAGCGCCGCCGACCGCCAGCUCGACAUGGUCUUCCAGUUCGACAUUGUCGACCUCGGCCAGGGCGUCGGAUACAAGUACCAGGCCCAGAAGUGGACCUUGCCCGAGCUGAAGCGCAUCGUGGCGAAGUGGCAGCAGUUCAUCGAGGGCACCGACGGCUGGACGACGGCCUUUUGCGAGAACCACGACCAGGGCAGGUCCGUCUCGCGCUGGGGCAGCGACUCGCCCGAGUGGCGCGAGACGUCGGCCAAGAUGCUGGCGCUCAUGAUGUGCUCCCAGACGGGCACGCUCUUCGUCUACCAGGGCCAGGAGAUCGGCAUGACCAACGUCUCGCGCAGCUGGGGCAUCGAGGACUACAAGGAUAUCGAGGCGCUUAACUACUACGACGACAUCAAGAAGGAGUUUGGCGAGGGCAGCGACAUGCUGAAGUACGUCAUGGACGGCAUCAACCUGCUCGGCCGCGACAACGCGCGCAUCCCGAUGCAGUGGGACGACAAGCCGUACGCCGGCUUCACGGACAACAAGGACGGCGCGUGGAUGCGCGUCCACGACGAGUACCGGUCCAUCAACGUCGCCAAGCAAGAAAAGGAACCGGGCUCGGUGCUGAACUUUUGGCGCGAGAUGCUGAAGUUGCGCAAGGAGGAGGGCGAGCUUCUGACGCACGGCGCAUUUGAGCUGUUUGAUGUGGAGAACAAGGAGACGUUUGUGUAUAAAAAGUCGCGCGGGGGCCGGAGCGCCGUCGUGGCGUUGAACUUCACGGGCGAGGAGCAGGCAGUCGAGGUCCCCGGCGAGGGCGCCAAGAUCCGGGUUGGAAACUACGACGACGUCAAGGAAAGAGUUGCUUCCGAGGGCGGCAAGACGGUCUUGAGGCCCUGGGAGGGACGUUUGUACCUGCAGGGUUGAAGUUGUGUAAGCAUGUGGUUCUUUGGAUAUACCUCCUGAGUUAUAGGGUAAAAUGGUUUGGUGAAACAAGAUCUAGUACAGAUUUGCGAAUUGCGCUAUUUUGAUGGAUGGUCUAUAGAGAGAUGAUCGGCCUGUUGUGGCUAGAACUUUUUGGGAUUUUUGUUGUUCAGGAUAUCAAAU